This is a messenger RNA of Pleuronectes platessa (European plaice), 4212 nucleotides long. RefSeq names its product splA/ryanodine receptor domain and SOCS box containing 3a (gene spsb3a). Gene Ontology annotation, biological process: proteasome-mediated ubiquitin-dependent protein catabolic process. The transcript has 7 exons. Lineage: Eukaryota; Metazoa; Chordata; Actinopteri; Pleuronectiformes; Pleuronectidae. The coding region runs from base 911 to 2026 and encodes 371 amino acids. Gene Ontology annotation, cellular component: SCF ubiquitin ligase complex. The record is from RefSeq and is a predicted model, not a curated record. Gene Ontology annotation, molecular function: protein binding.
CGCCCCUGGCCACUGCACCAUCAGCACAGAGACCAGCAGACCUGGUGCUGGACAGGAUCUGCAAACUGGUGAGUCACUCCAGAGCAGCAGGAGUUGAUUCAUUAUGGAGCCUGUGGCGAAUUAUUGUGCUGAUCAAGAAAAUGACAACUCUCCCAUUGGGGCGUUUACCUUUAUACCACAGAGGACAGUAAAUCAUCAUUCGAUUCGAUUGGGCCUCAAAGAAGUUGCUUCAUUUUCUUGGUCUAAGUCAAAUAUUCAGGAUUUGAGAGAUCAGAAAUGUUUUUUUAUUUGAAAAGUUUUGUAUGAAGUUUGUGAAUAAUUCUUGCACUUGUGUUCUCUUGUUUGAAGAACUUUGUGUUAUUUUAAAGUGUUGUAUAUGUGCUUUUACUUGUGUAAAACGUAAUGUAUGUUUGUGAAUAAUUCUUGCACUUUUUUAUUUGAAAGAAUUUGAAAAACUGUAUUGGUUCAUUUUGAAGUGUUCUAUUUGUAUUUUUACUUGUGCAAAGUUUGUGACUAACUCUUGCUCUUGUGUUAUUUUGAAUGAAGAACUUUAGUGUGUUAUUUUUACAUGUUGUAUUUGUGUCUUUACUUGUGCAAAGUAAGAGAAGAACUCUUGCACCUGUGAGCUGUUUCCUAGGAACUUCCUGUGCAGACUGAUCCCAGAGCAGCAGCGGGGCUUGUUGUUGGUUUCUCGGGUCUCAUGGUAAGUAGGUCACGGGGAAGCGCAGCUCCGCCCGCUGCUGCUUCGUCUGGUCCGGGUAGCGAGCGGCUCCUUCGUGCAGCAGCUUCUCAGCAGUUUGUACCUUCGAGCUGGUUGUGAACAACAAGCAGUCGGACUGAUGCUGUUCAUCCAACAUCUGGAAUAAACCCGAUCUGACUGUCGGGUCCUUCUACAAACUGAGCGGCUGCCAUGUCCAGACGAAGCAGGAACAGUCGUGCAUGGAGAUACGUGUGGGGGGGGAUACGGCAGGACGCUGAUGCCCGGGCACUCGUGUUGGCCUCUGAAAGCGAGGAAUGGGGUUAUGGUCGCCUAGAGUUUAGUGACUCAGACUCUGAGACAGACUUUUCCACAGCGAUGGUCCCUCCAGUCCCCAGCGCAGUGCCGGUCACCGGAGAGUCCUACUGUGGCUGCGACUCCCAGGCUGAGACCAGCUACAACCCUCGUCUGCGCGGUUUCCACCAAGUCAAAGACUGCCACUGUGGAGAGGAGGACCAAGAAUUUGACUGGGGGUGGGACUCGAACAGCCGGUCGACAGCAACAUUACUGAGCUGUGACAAUCGCAAAGUGAACUUCCACUCUGAAUACAGCUGUGGCACAGCUGCGAUCCGCGGCUCCAAGGAGCUGGCUGAGGGACAGCACUUCUGGGAAAUCAAGAUGACAUCUCCAGUGUAUGGAACCGACAUGAUGGUUGGCAUCGGUACUUGUGAUGUCAACCUGGACAAAUACAGACACACCUUCUGCAGCCUGUUGGGAAAAGAUACAGACAGCUGGGGUCUCUCUUACACAGGCCUGUUGCAUCACAAAGGAGAGAAGAUGAACUUUUCAACACGCUUCGGACAGGGCUCCAUCAUCGGAGUCCACCUGGACACGUGGCACGGCACUCUUACUUUCUUCAAGAAUCGAAAGUGCAUAGGUGUUGCGGCCACAGAGCUCCAAAAUAAGAGGUUUUAUCCGAUGGCGUGCUCCACAGCAGCCAAAAGCAGCAUGAAGGUGAUCAGGUCCUGCUCCGCCCCGACCUCCCUGCUCUACCUUUGCUGCGCGCGCCUCCGCCAGCUGCUGCCAGACUGUAUAGACAACCUGGACGUGUUGCCCCUGCCCCCGGGCCUCCGUCAGUUGCUCCACAAUAAACUUGGCUGGGUGCUCAGUCUCAACAGCGGCGCCGUAGAAGAGACCCCCGAUGAGCCCGAGUGCUCCUCGCAAUUGUCUGUCCUUCCCUUGGCUGGACCGUCCUCCUCGGAGAGCGACUCGGAGGGUUGCACGUCCGACCCCGAAGCCUGUCAGAGGAAAAGAUGCCGCUGGACAUGACUGGGCGGCUCGAGUCCUACCUCCUCUUAAACACUGGCAGAGGUUACAGUCCUACGCUAUCUGAUCUAGUGUUACUUACCUGCCUCGAGCUUAGCGUGGUGGUGCAGAGAAUCACCAGGCUCGGUGGAGCAGAGGGAGCUGUGUGUGGGCGGUGGAUGUAGUUCUGCCUGCACGUUUUAAUACUGUGAUCUUCUCUCAUGCCAUUCACAUGUCUUCAUGCUCUUCAUGCACUCAGUAUCCAACACCAGCUUCAGUAAUGCGUGAAAAGAUGUGCUGUUGUUGUGUUAACUAACUUAAUGUGUUGCCAUUCAUCAGUGGCGAGGAGCGACAUUGUGUAGGAGUGGUUACGGUGAGAACUGUACAACGUGACACUGAAGCAAGAUGAAUCCAGAGUUUUGGUCGUCAUCUUUAUAUAUUUGCAAGAAGGGGGGGGGGGGGGGGGUGAAAAAAUGACAAAAGUAAAAGUAUUUUCUAUGUUUUUAUCCUGAAUGCAAAAAUAUUAUAUUAUUCGCUGUCCAUGCAUUAUCACAGUUGUCUGUUGCUUGUUUCACUAGCAUCUGCAAUUUCUACUUUUCCAAAGUGAGAUCAGUUGAUUUCUAACUUGCAGGUCACGGCUGUGACUCUAAAACUGCAACUGUCAAAAAGAAAAAACUAAAGAAAGUAUAAGAGGAGGUGGAGAGAACGCGAGUGCACUUUGAAGCUUUAAGUCAACAAUUAAAUGAUUGUUUUCUUUCGGUCUCUUGAUCACCAAACAACUGAAGCACAUCUAAUCGCUCAUCACAUUAAUGGGAAAAAAAAAACAGUUUAACUUAAAUAUUUAAUACAUUCAAAUCUCCCUUUGAAAAGUCCUGCUUGUAGUUUGAAGAAACUAUGAAUUUCCACUUUUCUGCAAAAUGUAAGCAGUAUACAUUAUACAUUGUCUCGUGUGUGUCAGUGAAAUGAGACCACCGCACCUUUCAUGUAACUUUAUCGCUGUUACAUCUUACUGUUAUUUUAGAACUUUUUAAGGGUAGUUUAUUUGUUUGAGUUUAUGAGCAGUUUUUAGCGUUUAACGUUUUUAUGCAAUUGUUCUUUUGUUUUGUUUUUACCAAAGGCCUUCUUCGAUCUCUGUCCUUAACAACUGCUCUUGAUUCACUGAAUUAGAAUUGAAUGCUACUGUCAUCACUUCAGUAUCGUACACUCAGCCCCUCCUGGCCUGAAACGUGACUGUAGAAAGGGGUUAGGGGAACAUCUGCUGUGCUCAGCUUGAAUUUGAUUACCAUGGAUUUCAAUUAUUACAAACUUUCAGUGCAUAAACUUAUGUCACGGCUUCUGCAGAGAAAAUAAUUCUCAGCUCUUUUCUUUAGAUCUUUUUGUGUAUUCCUAAAAGUUCUAUGUGGCUCAAAACACAGUUUAAAUAUUGUGCUAGUGUCUGGUAACAAUCAUAACUUAUUGAAGCAUAACCGCAACAGACAGACUGUCACCUGAGGGAUCUGCAACAUUUCUCUUGAGGUCUUUGAAAACAUUUUUGAGCGGUUUCAAAAGGUCAAUUUUAGUCUGAAUUGAUAUUAAAUUAGUGACAUGGGUCAGAUAUAAACUAUAGUUUUUCUAUUAGAGUACCCAACUAUAACAAUAUCAGUAUAAUAAUAGUGUUUGAGUAGAGGUUGAGGCUACACAGUUUGUAGACUGCCGCCUCAGUCUCUGAUCAGUUUAUUUAGCCUAAGUAGAUGCACACAAACUUUUAUGGUACUAUGCAAUUAUCUUCUGUGAUGAGGGUUUCCUGGAGGAACGGGUGUAUCUGGGUGCCAUCCCUGAGACACUGGCACAGCAGCAGCAGUGACGUGACAGAGGACCACACUUAACGGCCAUGAGUAGUGUUACAUUCCAGUUGUGCAAUGAGUUAGUCAGAAAUCCCUCUUUGUAGAUCCAGUGAUGUAACCACACACUGGUUAGUUGUAGUCCAGCAGCUGAUUUUUUUUUUUUUUUAAAUUUAAACUGUUAUUUUUCUUCACAUCAAUGCAUCCAAGCACUUUUUCUAACUGUUGUAAUGUAAAUAAGAAAAUUCUAAGUGUCUCUUCUAUAAUGUGUCAUAUUAACAAUACUGUAUGUGAAGGACUUUACUGGCCUUUUCCUGUAUAACCCCGAUCAGCAUGAUUUCAGCUGAAAAUAAAAUGAAUGCUUAAUAAACAUAUGCAGAAAGGACUUAA